This is a messenger RNA of Trichomycterus rosablanca, 2323 nucleotides long. It is a transcript of the gene fndc5b, whose product is annotated as fibronectin type III domain containing 5b. The record is from RefSeq and is a predicted model, not a curated record. The coding region runs from base 83 to 496 and encodes 137 amino acids. The transcript is spliced from 5 exons. Gene Ontology annotation, cellular component: plasma membrane; extracellular region. Gene Ontology annotation, molecular function: protein binding. Lineage: Eukaryota; Metazoa; Chordata; Actinopteri; Siluriformes; Trichomycteridae.
UGAGGCUCUGGUCACAUGGGACAUCCUGGAGGGAGAUCUGGUCAUCGGGUUUGCCAUCACACAGCAGAAGAAAGAUGUGAGAAUGAUGCGCUUCAUUCAGGAAGUGAACACCACCACACGCUCCUGUGCAUUGUGGGAUUUGGAGGCUGACACAGAGUACAUUGUACAUGUGCAGUCCAUCAGCCUGAGUGGCACGAGCCCCCCCAGUGACCCGGUCCUCUUCCGAACACCGAAAGAGUCAGAGAAACUGGCCUCCAAAAGCCCUGAUGAGGUGACGAUGAAGGAGGUCGGCCAGGCCGCCCAGCUGAGAGCCGGAGAGCUCAUCAUCAUCGUGGUUGUUCUGAUCAUGUGGGCAGGUGUGAUCGCUCUGUUCUGCCGUCAGUACGACAUCAUCAAAGACAACGAGCCCAACAACAACAAGGACAAAGCCAAGAACUCAUCAGAGUGCAGCACCCCCGAACAUCCUACAGGGGGCCUACUGCGCAGCAAAGUCUAACCGCACCGGCAAUAACGGCUUCAGCCUCAGGACACAGCUCUGAGAUAAACAAAAAAGCCAUCAUGGGACGUCGUGAAGCGGAGUGCACAUCAUCAUUUGAAAAGACAAUCUAUUAAUACUGAGCAGUAAGGACCCCUCGGUGCUUCUCUAAAACUAAACACACAAAGCAUGAGCACAGGUGAUGAGUGAGGAGAACACUCGAGCACAUCCGAACUGAAACGUGGAGUGGAAGUGUGUAACGUGAAGUGUGUGAUCUCCAUGUUCCCAUCAGAGAGACGCUCCCUAAGCUCCGUCUCCGCUCCGUCUCAGCUCCGUUUCAGCGAUACAGAGGUGGAAUCCGGGGCUGCUCCAGGACUCAAGGGCACCGCUCCGCCUCCAGCACCGCCUCACACAGAUAAGCAAAGACGGACGAUAAAUAAAGCAGAUUUUUUUUUGGGGUCAUUUUUCCUGCUUCUUAUCAGCGCUGAGACAGGAUCGUGGUACAGUUACUGAGGAGGAGAUGAACUGAAGCUGUGAAGAUAUGAAGCUAUUUCGUAUAUCUUUCGCUCUGCAUUGAGCUCCUUUGUUAUCGUUCGUUUCCAUCCCGACUGGCUGCUGUACGACUGAUAAUGUGUAUCGAUCUCUCUCAUAUUGGCGCUCUCUGGCUCUCAGGGCAUCAGAGUUCAGAUUAUUAAUAGAGUGGUUUAUUUGAUAGAUAGUAAAGCACAGUUUUACCAGAUCACACCAUCCACACCAUCAGCACUGCGAUACACUGACUAUAUUUGUAUAUUUUAAUCAUAUAGUGAUAUAGCUCGACAUCAGUGAGUUCAUAAAUGUACAUUCAGGGCUGGGCAGGAUCUUUAAAACAACUAAGAAUAAUUAAUACAUUAACACAUGAAUACAUUUUGCAAAGGCACCUACAGUCAAACGUUUACAUACUCUAAACUUUUAGUGAUUGAGCCUGAAUGAUCGGUGGGGUGGCACAGUGACUCGGUGGGUUGCACAGUCACCUCACAGCAAGAAGGACCUGGGUUCGAUUCCCAGGUGGAGCGAUCCGGGUCUUUUCUGUGUGUGUUAACCUGACUGCAUGUCUUCGGAGGAAACCGGAGCACCCGGGAAAAAACCACACAGACGCUGGGAGAACAAGGACCUGGACCGCCCUACCUGGGAAAAUCAAUUAUAUAAACUGAAUAACAUGCUGCAAAAUAGUGUCAGCAGUUUGAGGAACGUCCGGACCAGUUUCCGCACGACGGUGCUCCUGUGCCCAUAAGAGAGGCAUUGUAACGGGGAGUUAGACAUGACUAAAUUGGAAUUGAAAACAGGAAAAUGUAAAUGCAACCUGGUAAAUCCUGGACCAUCUUUUUUUAAAGUCUGGAAUGGAUCUGAGGUGUGGACAGGCAUAGAAAAUCAAGGCUUUGAUGAAUUUGGGGUGUGCUGCACAGAAGAUCCCUGACAUCAACCUUGUCGUAGCUGAUCUUUGGGAUGAACUGGAACAUUGAUUUGCAAGGCAGUGUUUGACCUUACAAAUGCUCUUUUAAUUUAAUGGUCACAAAUCCCAACAUACUCCUAAAUCUUGUGCCAAUUGAUGUCCAUGAUUUUGGAAUUGAAUGUCUGACAAGCUCAUUGUUAGGUGUCUAAUUACUUUUGGCUAUAUAGUACAGUAUAUAUGAUCAUAAUAAACUGGUCUAAUAAUGAAGUAAGGCUAUAAAAUAAUUAUUUAACCUUUAUGUGGCAGCAUUUCAGAUCAGUAGACAAUUUAAUGGAAACGCUAUGCACUUGGUAAGCUUGCGUGGAGUGCUGUAGGAAAAAGAGCCUGUCUAUAUACUGUAUUUUGCCUUUUCAAAAUGU